AUGGAAGGCCACAUCGGGGACCAACCUUGGAGGUUCAUCAUCAGGCUGUACAAGCCCCUGUGUGUUCAUCUUUGCCUCCCAACUCCCUUUGCGCGGGAGAUGGAGCUCGAACAACUGCGUGUUGUGAGGUUGCACAUAAGGGGCUGUGGGAACGACAGCAUGUGGGUUGAUAUCGACUUCCCUACCCCUCAUGUGAUGUAUCUCCGCCAUGGCUGGAAUACUUUCGUCCGUGCCCACGGCUUCUCGGAGGGGCACGUUCUCCAGUUCAAAUUCAUGGAGAGCGGCCUGCUCUCCGCCAAGAUCUUUGGGCGCUCGGGAGGUUGCUUAGGGUGCUGCGCGGAGAGCUCCAUCGACGAUGAAAGCUCCUCCUCGCGCGGAAGCGACGAGGAGGAUAGUGACGGCGAUGAUGACGGCAGCGGGCGGCAGGGCGAUGACUCUGACUCCGGCUGA
Molecule: messenger RNA, 450 nt
Organism: Aegilops tauschii subsp. strangulata
Lineage: Eukaryota; Viridiplantae; Streptophyta; Magnoliopsida; Poales; Poaceae
Source: RefSeq, a predicted model, not a curated record